This is a messenger RNA of Menidia menidia (Atlantic silverside), 3629 nucleotides long. The record is from the annotation of a GenBank genome assembly. NCBI's taxonomy places the organism in Eukaryota, Metazoa, Chordata, Actinopteri, Atheriniformes, Atherinopsidae.
CUAGUCCAGACCAGCAGCUACACAGUCAGAUACCUUUCGGUGGGGAGAGGAACUGGGUCACAGCAACAACUCUGUGUCAACUGUAACACAUCACCCAGAACAGCGACUCCUCCUCAGGCACCCAGACCAGUUAUCUCCCCCUGGAUCGGAGUCAAACUAACUGUCCUGUUGGGUUGUGUUCCGCCCAGAGUCUUCUGCCCAGUCCUAGCGGAGUUCGUUCAGUUUUCAGUGGGGACAGUCCAGCCUUCCAAGCUGGACGGAGGAGAGACGAGCGGGGCCGAUGGCCCGGCGUUUGUGCUGCGACACAGAACUUCCACUUUGCCAGAAAACCCCACAGACUGCACACCUACUGAUCCCAUGAGUCCACGGGAGAAAGAAGACACCCCCACCUCAGGUUCCUCAACCAGCCACCUCAGCCGCGCAGAGUGCCCCUCACACAACGGGAGCGUUCCGGAAUCCGACGAAGAGAGAAGAAGAAAUGAAGAAGACAACAGAGGAAGAGACGGAGAGGAGAAGGAGCAUGAAGAGGAAGAGAGAGGCAGUGAUGAAGGCUUUAUGGGAAUGACUCCACUGCUACAAGCCCACCAUGCCAUGGAGAGAAUGGAGGAGUUUGUACACAAGGUGUGGGAAGGUCGGUGGCGUGUCAUACCUCACGACGUGCUGCCGGACUGGCUGAAAGAUAACGACUUCCUGCUCCACGGUCACAGGCCACCAAUGCCUUCAUUUCGCGCCUGCUUCAAGAGCAUCUUUAGAAUCCACACAGAGACGGGGAACAUCUGGACACACCUGCUAGGCUGUUUGUUUUUCCUCUGUCUGGGCCUCAUGUACAUGUUCAGGCCCAACAUGUCUUUCGUGGCUCCGCUCCAGGAGAAGGUGGUUAUCGGGAUGUUUUUCCUGGGAGCCAUCCUCUGCCUCUCUUUCUCUUGGCUCUUCCACACAGUCUACUGCCACUCGGAGGGCGUGUCCAGAGUAUUUUCCAAGUUGGACUACAGUGGGAUUGCCUUUCUCAUCAUGGGCUCCUUUGUCCCCUGGUUGUACUACUCUUUCUACUGCUCCCCCCAGCCCUGCUUCAUCUACCUUAUAGUGGUGUGUGUCCUGGGACUGGCUGCCAUCACUGUCUCCCAGUGCGACUUCUUUGCCACUCCACAGUACAGAGGAGUCAGAGCAGGUGUGUUCGUGGGUCUGGGACUGAGCGGCGUCGUUCCCACCCUGCACUUUGUUAUCAGCGAGGGUCUGAUCAGAGCAACCACCAUUGGUCAGAUGGGCUGGCUGUUCCUCAUGGCGACGCUCUACAUCACUGGUGCCUGUUUGUACGCCGCUCGCAUCCCUGAGAGGUUCUUCCCUGGAAAGUGUGACAUCUGGUUCCACUCCCACCAGCUGUUCCACAUCUUGGUGGUCGCGGGGGCUUUCGUUCACUUUCACGGGGUCUCCAACCUGCAGGAGUUUCGCUACACGGCGGGAGGCGGCUGCGCCGAAGACGGCACUCUUUAACGAACACACACGCCCCCUCACUCACGUUUUGCAGGGAGGCGCUGGCUGAAAGCAUAUGCACAGAAUCACUCGGCUGCUCAGACAGAAAUGCACACAAGCUCUCACCUGACAACCGAAGAGCGAAGCAGCGCGCCCUGCGCUGUCCGUGUGCGAACAGGGGACGACCCCCAGGGGUCACUAUUAAAACUGAGUGUCUCUCUGUCAGUCUGUCCAUCCACACCUUUAUUGGUUUUGUUGCUUGGGGCCGUAAAAGAAUUUCUGAAGCAGCGUGUUUUCUAAACCAGUUUUUGAGACUCUACUUUUGUCUAAGAGGGGACGGGAAUUUUAGAUCUCUCCUCCAGUAAAUCCACGCUUUACAUCGUGAAUUAAUGACCCGAUUUCAAAUGGAAGCAUAAUUGUGCUUUAAAAGAAACAACUUUUUGGAGUGGUCGUCUUUUUUUUCUUUUUCUGAAUGGUGUUUUCCAAUUAGUUUUCAGAUGUGAAAAAACAAAAAGUUGAGUGGAAAAUGUCUUUAGAGUUCUUCCUUUAUCGUGAUGGUUUGCCGGGGGAAACGUGGGGAAGUGGGGAGUGCAUAAUAGUCACUUUUAAAAGUAUAAAAAAACACUUUUUCAUGUAUAUAAGAUUUCUAAAUUUUGGGUUAUAGAUUUGUAUUAAAUGGAUUUUAAAAUAAAAACCCCAAAAAUAUGACAAAUAAAAUAAAGAAUAAAAAUAAAUAAAGAGAUAAGAGUAUCUGUAAUGGUAGAGAACCGAGUUCUGUGCAUUUUGCGAAGCGCCUCUUUACUGUCUGUUAAAGGUGGAGCUUAGGUGGAGAAUACAGGGCACAAUACCUGAAUCUUAUCCAGCAGCCACUUUAAAAUUAGCUUAUAUUUUACCCCAAAUGUUAGCUGGAUGUCGCCAUGGAGAUUAAGGUCCCCCCUUUUGUCUAAUAACAAUAAAAUAUUCUAAAGAGAGACAACACAGUUACUGAUCUGGCCUCACUUGUUUUGUCGGUGUGCAGAUCCUAAGUAAGACCUAACUAAACCAAAAACCUAAAUUUGACAAAAAAAGAAAGACUAUUCUUAAAAUGUAGCGAUUUUUCAUUGUCCUCUUACUGUAAAUGUUCUGUAUCUUGAUAAAGCUUAUUUCUAUUCCACAAGUAUACGUUUAUUUUUUCUAAGACACCCUGAAAUGAUUUAUUAAAACAUCUAGCAUAGCUAAGAUAUUUUUUUAUGAACAAGGCCCCAUCAUAUCAGUUAUUUCUUUGUAAUUUUGGUAAAACUGUAUUGUUAAUUUGAUACAGUUGCAGUUCAUUUGAAGCCUGUAUGACUCUUAUUAAGACUUACCUCCACACAAGACAAGGAUCAUCAGUCUAAAAUUAUUAUGUUUUUCUUUUUGAUUGAUUUGUGUUAUUAUUUAUCGAUUGCUCAUAUACACUGCAAGCUUUAUUUUUUUCUAUUGGGUUGUUACAAAGAUUUAAUCAGGUGAGCAGGGUGAAGGCAGAAGAUUUCUUUUUCGUCACAAACACAAAAAAGACAUGUUUCUUCAAAUAUCUGAUGGUGUCCUUUUUAAAAACUUCUUCAAGGGCUCAUGAACAGUCUCAAAAAUUGAGACUUCACUUGUAGAUCAAUACAAACUGAACACUUUUUUAAGUUGAUUUUUUUCUGGCAAUACCAAAAGCUGACACCUGCACAGUGAGAACACUUAAGUAUGUCAUAAUCUGAGCUCGUCAUGAUUCGAUUUGCUCGAUGAUUGUUUUGAAGUUUGGUUGGCAAGGUAAUUUAUCUGCAUCUUUUAUUUGCAUUAUGCAUUUCUUAGAAAUAAAAAUAUAUUAUUUUCUUUGAUCUUUCUUUUUCCUCAUUUUAUUUCUAUUUGAUCUAGUCUCUUUUAAUUUAUUUCUCUUUCAGAGUGCAUAGUGUUUUGGAGCACACAGUUCAUUCUGUUGGGAGUGUUUGAUUGCAAUAGACCUUUAUAUCUGCUGUAUUGUUCUAAUAAAAUGUUUUUUUGACUUGGUGUCAGGUCUUACUUCUGGUAAUGCACAAACCAAAAGGAUUAGGCAUUAUGAAACAAAAAUACUUGUAAUUUCUUUGUCAUUUCUAAGUUAUUUUUGAAUGAAAAAAAAAUAAACAUUUUUUUUUCCAGAAGUGAAAACCUUACUGAAG